AUAGCUGGUCUCCUUUUGAAAAUCGUUUCAAUAUUUUUAUAUUGUUAAAAAAACUUCGUGAUGACAUUUCUAAUUUGACACUGCGUUUUGGAAAACAAAUAUUAACCGAACAGCCGUAGGCUACUUUAGUGAGACUACAAGGCGAUCAGUCGGGGUUCAUUUUCCUAUGGCUAAUCAUGAUCGGAAUAAGAAGAUCCUUUUGGAUUUAGCGAAACAUCCCGAUAACAGCCAAUGCGCCGACUGUGGGGCUCCAGACCCUGACUGGGCGUCUUAUAAACUCGGUGUCUUUCUGUGCCUCAACUGCUCCGGGACGCAUCGCAACCUUUCCACCAUCAGUCGCGUCAAAUCCAUUCGUCUGGACUUCUGGGACGAUGAGCUUGUGGAGUUCAUGAGAGCCAACGGAAACGCUGUUGCGAGAGACCUGUUUGAAAAAGCAGUCCCUCCGUUCUACUAUCGACCACAACAGCAGGACUGCGCAGUCCUGAGAGAGCAGUGGAUUAGAGCCAAGUACGAAAGACAGGAGUUCACAGGAGAGAUCCAGCAGCCCUACGCCUCAGGUGUUUUUGAAGGGAUGCUCUGGAAGAAGGGAAAGGACAAUGGGCAGUUCUUGAAGAGGAGAUUCAUUCUGUCAGACAGGGACUUCACCCUGAGAUACUUCACAAGCGAUGGGCCAACCAAGGGCCCCAAGGCGGUGAUCUCCAUAGAGACCCUGAAUGCCACAUUCCAGCCAGAGAAGAUCGGCCACGGGCACGGGCUCCAGAUCACUUACCUGCAGGAUGACCACACCCGGAACCUGUUUGUGUACCAUGAGAGUGGUCAGGAGAUUGUUAACUGGUUCAAUGCUAUUCGAGCUGCCCGUCUCGCCUAUCUGAAGACAGCCUUCCCAACGGCCAGUGAUAGCGAACUGAUGCCUUGGAUAACAAGGAGUUACCUGAAAGAAGGUUACAUGGAGAAAACAGGCCCGAUGCAACGAGAGCCAUUCAAGAAGAGGUGGUUCAUCUUGGACUCUCAGGAGAGAAAGCUGCUCUAUUUCAAAACCCAGCUGGACGCGAUGGAGCUGGGCGCAGUGUUCAUCGGCACUGAGAACCACGGUUACUCCGUGCGGGAGAGCGAGCCCCGGGGCGCCAGGGGGAACAGGUGGAAGUGCGGCGUGACGGUGGAGACGCCCGACCGGCAGUUCGUCUUCAUGUGUGAGCAGGAGCGCGACCAGAGGGAGUGGGUGGAGGCCUUCCGGCAGGUCAUCUCUAAACCCAUGCUCCCCCAGGACUACAACACUGAGGCAAAGCUGAGGAGGAAAAGAUGACUGCUGGAGUGUGUAGACACAAUCGAGAGCGCCGGGCCCCACACACCUGCCAAUGGAUAGUGUGGCCACCCUG
This is a messenger RNA of Megalops cyprinoides (Indo-Pacific tarpon), 1376 nucleotides long. RefSeq names its product ArfGAP with dual PH domains 2 (gene adap2). Gene Ontology annotation, biological process: positive regulation of GTPase activity. The coding region runs from base 167 to 1303 and encodes 378 amino acids. Gene Ontology annotation, cellular component: intracellular membrane-bounded organelle; plasma membrane. NCBI's taxonomy places the organism in Eukaryota, Metazoa, Chordata, Actinopteri, Elopiformes, Megalopidae. The record is from RefSeq and is a predicted model, not a curated record. The transcript has 11 exons. Gene Ontology annotation, molecular function: GTPase activator activity; phosphatidylinositol bisphosphate binding.